AUGUCAAUCUUGCGUUUUCUGCACUCGAGCACAGCCUCUUUUCCCCCUUUCCCUCACUUCUUCUCAGAUUUUCCCUCGAACCAAACAGAACUCUUGCGCUCAUUUUCUCUCGCAAUAUAUUUGUAUCUUUUAUGGCAGUUAAGUUGCAGCAUCGCGACUUCAUUCCUUCAAGCUCUUCAAAUCCAUGUGUGUCAUGGAGUAGUUCUAUUGGAACUCAUAAAUCCCCCAAAAGAGUGGCUUACUUGGGUUACCUUUUGAGUAAUCGGGGCAGUUCAGGUAAGAGAUGUUUUGUGAGACUUACUCUCUCAGUGAAUUAUGAUCACAGUCUCAGGAGUCGAUGGGUGGGUUAUUGGAAAAGCCAUUCAAAAUUCCGUAAAUCAAGAAGGAUGGGACAACUCUGUCCACAUGUAUCUGCUGAUGAUGGUUUAACUGUUAAUGGGAGACCCCACACAAGUACCAGUAGUGGCAUAGAGGAAAUGAGAACUAAACUUAAUCAAUCACUACAAGGUGGAGACUACAAUGAUGGACUAGUUCAAUCGUUGCAUGACGCAGCCAGGGUUUUUGAGCUGGCAAUCAAAGAACAGGGUUCAUUGUCAAAAUUAGCUUGGUUUUCUACAGCCUGGCUUGGUGUAGACAGAACUGCAUGGGUGAAAACACUCUCUUAUCAGGCUUCUGCGUACUCCAUAUUGCAAGCAGCAAGUGAGAUUUCGUCUCGAAGCGAACGUAGAGACAGAGAUGUAAACAUUUUUGUUCAAAGAAGUUUUUUAAGAAUAUCUGCUCCCUUAGAGAGCGUCAUCAGGGAAGAACUAUCAGCCAAGCAACCUGAAGCAUAUGAUUGGUUUUGGUCUGAACAAGUUCCGGCCAUGGUGACGUCUUUUGUUAAUCAUUUUGAAGGAGAUUCGCGCAUUACCUCUGCCACUGGUUUGAGAGGGAGAGGCACAUCACUGGGUUCUGGGAAUACAAUUGAUGUAUCACUCCUUAUGCUGGCAUUGACUUGUAUUGCUGUGAUUUGGAAACUUGGCCCAGCAAAAAUUUCUUGCUCGCAAUUUUUUUCCACAAUUCCUGACAUAACUGGGGGAUUGAUGGACUUGCUGGUGGAUUUCAUUCCUAUAAGUAAAGCUUAUCAUUCUAUUAAGGAUAUUGGUCUACGCAGAAAAUUUCUUGAUCACUUUGGUUCUCGAGCUGCAGCAUGCAGAGUGCAAAGUGAUUGUAAUUCAGAAGAGGUUGCUUUCUGGGUGGAUCUUGUACAGAACCAGCUGCAGCUAGCUAUAGAUAGGGAGAAAAUAUGGUCAAGGCUAACAACGUCAGAGAGCAUUGAGGUAUUGGAGAGGGAUUUGGCCAUUUUCGGAUUCUUUAUUGCCUUAGGCCGGCGUACGAAGUCCUUUCUAGUUGCAAAUGGUUAUGAUGAUUUAAAUGAUCCUAUUGAAGGCUUUGUCAGGUACCUUAUCGGGGGCAGUAUUCUAUACUAUCCUCAGCUUUCAUCAAUUAGUUCUUAUCAAUUGUAUGUAGAGGUAGUCUGUGAAGAGCUGAACUGGCUUCCAUUUUAUCCAGGCAUUGCUGGCACCUCAAAACAGUCUCAUGGCCACAGAAAUAAGCUAGACGGUCCUCCCAAUCCUGAGGCUAUCCCUCAAGUAUUAGAUGUUUGCUCUCACUGGAUGCAGAGUUUUAUUAAAUAUAGUAAAUGGCUGGAGAGCCCUUCUAAUGUCAAAGCGGCUAAGUUCCUCUCUAGAGGGCACAAGAAGUUAAUGGAGUGCAAGGAAGAAUUUGGGACAUCAAGGAAUGAAAUGAUUGAAAGCAAUGGCAAUGAUAAUGUUGAGAGGUGUGGAUUUGUAACUUACCCACCAAGCGAGAAGGAGCCAGAAUCUUUUGACAGGGCAUUGGAGAGUGUUGAAGAAGCUGUAAUAAGACUGGAAAUUUUGCUUCAAGAGUUGCAUGUAUCAAACUCUAAUUCUGGGAAAAAACAACUCAAAGCUGCUUGUUGUGACCUUGAGAAAAUAAGGAAGCUUAAGAAAGAGGCUGAAUUUCUAGAGGCAUCUUUCAGAGCAAAAGCAGAUUCCCUUCAACAGAGUCCUGAACUGAUCAUCCAGGGAGUCGAUGGGAGUGAUUUUCAAUCUUCUUUCAAAGAGCAGAGAGAAUACUUGAAAGGGGAGAAAAGAAAUUCUAAAGUGAGGACGCUAGAUAUGAGUAACAGUAAAUCUCGUGGGUUAUGGAGCUUCUUUGUCCGUCCUCCAACAAGGAAGCCCGACUCUGGAUUAUCAGUUGCGGGUGGACCUAGAAAUGAAUUUGUUGAGCAAACAACUUCAAUUGUAGAUACUGUGGUGUCAGAUUCCAAUGAAAUCCGCCGUUUUGAAGUUCUAAGGAAUGAGCUGAUGGAACUUGAAAAGCGAGUUCAGAGAAGCACUGGUCAAUCAGAAAAUGAGGAGGAUAAUGAUGCUAAAGAUGUCGAUAGUAAUUAUCUUGAUGAUGCUACAGUUACUCAUUUGGCUAAGGUCCAGAAGAAAGAAAAUAUAAUUGAAAAAUCAUUUGAGAAGCUGAAGAAAGGUAGCACGGAUGUUUGGCAAGGAACUCAGCUUCUGGCUAUCGAUGUUGCUGCUGCAACGGGGUUGCUUAGAAGGGUGCUCAUAGGAGAUGAGUUAACUGAAAAAGAAAAGAAAGCUCUUCAGAGAACUCUGACAGACUUGGCAUCAGUUGUUCCCAUAGGUUUUCUAAUGCUUCUUCCUGUUACAGCAGUUGGUCAUGCUGCCAUGUUGGCCGCUAUUCAGAGAUAUGUACCGUCUUUGAUACCGUCUACUUAUGGAUCAGAAAGGUUGGAUCUCUUGAGGCAGCUUGAGAAAGUGAAGGAAAUGGAAGCCUGUGAGGUGGACUCUGUGGAGAUUGAGGACAAGCUAACGUAGCUAAAUUAUUUACAUCCUUGAGGAAUGAAAUAAAUAUCAAGAUGAGCUAAGAGACAUGGGCUCUUUUUGAAAUUUAUCUAUUUAUUUAUUUUAUGGUACAGUCAAAUGUCACCGCGUCCUGAAUCUCAUUGCCAAUAGGUAACCAUAGAGAAGUUCAUUCCAUGUGUCUGGAACUCCAGGUAGGCACCAAUGGCUGCAGUCUUGUGGAGCAUCAACUGGAGUGCCUGGUUCUCGAUGGAGUGAUGGAUGGGCAUCACUCCUAAACUCUGUCAGAUAUGUAAUAUUCAAUACCUGAAAUUUCUCUUUACGAUAUUCCAUCUGUUUAAUAACAUCAGAAAUAUAUCGAUUAUUCCA
Tripterygium wilfordii is the source of this 3248-nucleotide messenger RNA. RefSeq lists its product as uncharacterized. Gene Ontology annotation, cellular component: mitochondrial inner membrane. The transcript is spliced from 18 exons. NCBI's taxonomy places the organism in Eukaryota, Viridiplantae, Streptophyta, Magnoliopsida, Celastrales, Celastraceae. The record is from RefSeq and is a predicted model, not a curated record. Bases 132 to 2894 code for a protein of 920 amino acids. Gene Ontology annotation, biological process: intracellular monoatomic cation homeostasis.